This is a messenger RNA of Meloidogyne enterolobii, 443 nucleotides long. The record is from the annotation of a GenBank genome assembly. NCBI's taxonomy places the organism in Eukaryota, Metazoa, Nematoda, Chromadorea, Rhabditida, Meloidogynidae.
CUGCUGAGGCAUCACUACUAUCAGUAUGUAAAAUACCCAACACUCCCCUUUAAGCAUAUAAAUUCCUUGAUUAAAUUUAAAUAACAAGCCAAAUAAAAUUAAAUAGAAAAAUUUUAAAAUAUUUUUAGUCACAAAAAGAAUCUGAAGAAUGCUCCCAAAAACGCGGACCUUCGACAAGACUUCGCUCACGAAAAUGUGCAACGAUGAAAGAUUCAAAAAGAAAGUCCCCAAGCCCUUCGAACAAUGAACUUGAAGAUUCAGAUAAAAAUACAAAUUUAAAUGAAAAAAUUGACAAAGACGGAAAAGAUAAAGAAAUUGAAGUCAAAAAUUCUGAUAAUUUAAAUUCAAAUAAGGUUUUAUUAUUAUUUGAAAUUAAUUUCUCUUUUAUUAAAAUUAAAGAAAAUAGGGACACUCAAAGCUCAAUCAUCUGGAGGAAACCGUAG